Messenger RNA from Malassezia japonica, 2187 nucleotides. RefSeq lists its product as uncharacterized. The transcript has a single exon. Bases 1 to 2187 code for a protein of 728 amino acids. The record is from RefSeq and is a predicted model, not a curated record. NCBI's taxonomy places the organism in Eukaryota, Fungi, Basidiomycota, Malasseziomycetes, Malasseziales, Malasseziaceae. Gene Ontology annotation, molecular function: mRNA binding; protein binding.
AUGAAGGUCGUGCCCGGGGCCAUGCCGGCCGCGCGCAUGCGCUUUUCCGCGUGUGCGCGGUACAGCACAGGGGCGCGGCGGUACAUUGCGCCACAAGAGCUGGAGCGCGUCGCCAAGCGCCUCGGUCAUGCGCUCGACGAGAGGUUGCACGAUGCACUCACCAUGUACCUGCGCACUUCGCGCGACGCACGUAUGCGGCGUACGGCGAGCACAGCGCUCGCAUCGCUGGCGCAGCGCGAGGAACUCGAUGCGCCGCUCGUCUCGCUUGCGCUGGCGGCCAAGCUUGCGGUGAGCGACGGCCGUGUCCUCGAUAUUCUCAACGAGCUGCAAGAGGCGCACCCGGCGUGGAAGCCGACGGCCGCCGACUAUACCCAUUUGCUACAUACGCUAUGCCGCCAGCGCGAUGCAGAUGCGCUUCUUGUGUGGGACACGAUGCGUGCAGAAGGCAUCCAUAUCCCGAUGAAUGCCGUGAAUGCGACGAUUGCCACGGCGCUUGUGCAUGCGCCGAUGGAGCGUGUACGCACACUUCUCGACGAGGCCGGGGGCAUUUAUGCGCUCGACAAGGUUGGGUGCACGUCGCUCCUCCAGGGCCUGUGCCACCGCUACGCAGACGCGGAGGACAGGAGCGAAGUCUACCCAGACACACUCGACGGCCCGACGCUCGACGAACUGCAUGCGGUCGCCUUGCGCCUCCAUGCACUCCUCCAAGAUACCAAUGAUGGCGUCGGCUGGCACGCGUACCUGACAUACGUCGGCCUAUGCGACGGCCCAUCGGCUGCGACCGACGCAGCGGCGGAGCUAGUCCGUGCGCGAACGCUCGUUCCCGACGCAUGGACGCUGUCGACGCUUGCGCUGUGUCACGCCCACCAUGCGCCGCCCCAGUCGUGCGACGAGGCGCUGGAAUGCCUCGAUAUGCUCGAGCGUGCAAUCCAUAUCCGCCCUGGGCGCUACGUUGUCGCCAUGAUGAUCCAGUGUAUUCUCGGCCAUGCGGUGCGCAUCGGCACACGGCGCGUGCGUGCCACGCCGGAUCCCGGCCAGACGGUCGAGGCCCAGGCACUGUACCAAGAAGCGCGCACCCUGUACAAUCUCCGCCCCGACGCGGCGCUGGUGCAUCCGCUGAUCGAGGCACACUGCAACGCAUUUGUGCCGGCGAUUGACGCGGCGUACGCACUGCUGCGCGACCUGCUUCCUCCCCCACGCUCGCUGCUGGACCGCUGGAAAAAGCCGCCUGCGCCGCUGACGGAUCUCGGCACGUUUUAUCCGAUCGUCAUGGCGUGUGCCCGUCUGCACGAUAUCCCCCGCGCCCUUGCGCUGCUGAAGCAGAUGGACAACAUUGCGAUUCCACCCCAUGUGGCCACGACGCUUGUGCUGCGCCUAUGGGAGGUAUGCAUGACCUUUGACGAGGCUUGGCAGGUCUACCAGGCCGUGCAUGCGAUCGGUCAGCUUGACGAGGGCUCGUACGCGCAGCUCGUCGCGGCGUGCUGCCGUCUGCACCUGUACGAGGACCCUGAGAAGGAGCCAUGCAGUGUUCCGCCUGUGUAUCCGUUGCAGAUCCUCGGCGACAUGCGUGCGGCCAAGCUGCAUCCCCCGCCCAAGACGUAUACGGUACUGCUCGACUACUAUGCCAAGUCGCCUCGGGCGACGCUCGCUGGCGUCCAUGCGACGCACGAGCUGAUCAAGCGCGACGUCCACCUCGAGCCGGACCUGGUCUUGAUCAACACGCUGAUGAAUGCGUACAGCCACGUCGACGCGCCCGCACACGUCCUCGGCAUAUGGGACCGCCUCGUGGUGCUGUGCACAAAUGCAGACAAGCUCGCGUUUAUGGACGAAGUGAGCCUCGUCGUGGUGCUCGACGCGUGCGGCCACGCUGGCCUGCUGAGUGCCGCACGCCGUGCGCUCGACACGGCGCGGCAGCUUGAGCGGGGGCGCGGCGUGCUCGUCGGCAAAGACGCGCAGGACGCGUGGAUCGAGUGUCUGGCGCGGUGCGGGCGCAUGGCCGAGGCGAUCGACGUCGUGUUUGGCAUGCCCCCCGAGCUGCCCGACCAAAAGACGCUCGAGACGCUGCUGCGUUUUGGCGCUUCGGCGCGGCAGCGUGGCGCGCUCUCGAACGAGAUGUGGACGGCGCUGCGCGAGCGCAUAGCGCGCACGUUCCCUGCGCACUAUCCCCACGUAGCGCAUAUCGCGUAA